Molecule: messenger RNA, 3827 nt
Organism: Mobula hypostoma (lesser devil ray)
Lineage: Eukaryota; Metazoa; Chordata; Chondrichthyes; Myliobatiformes; Myliobatidae
Product: butyrophilin subfamily 1 member A1-like
Exons: 12
Coding region: 257-1759 (500 amino acids)
Biological process (GO): T cell receptor signaling pathway; regulation of cytokine production
Cellular component (GO): external side of plasma membrane
Molecular function (GO): signaling receptor binding
Source: RefSeq, a predicted model, not a curated record
UUCGGGACAUUAUGGGUGCGAUGCGCACCCACUCUCCGUUCAUGUGCUGCUGACAAUCCCUUUAAGACGCCGCUCCCUUCCGCUGUAAAAUUUGGCCGACGUUUCAAACCAGGCAAAAGUGAAACUGAUCGCCCGUCUCAAUUCCCGAAGCCUGAGCGGCUGUCCCACCGGGGGAAGUGAAUGGGGCGAGCGGCGCCGUGGUGAGGCCGGCGGUGGAGCGGGCUGUGUCCAGGCGGCAGUGUGACAGUUUGCUGUGAUGGAGACCUCAAUGUUGCUGCCCCUCCUCGUCCUCGGUAUCAUCCAACAAGUCCAGACUGCGGGGUUAAAGGUGACUUGUUCCCCAUAUCCGAUACUGGCAGAAGUCGGCUCCCAAGUGAUGCUGGAAUGCCAGGUGGUCCCCACCAUGGACCUUCAGAACAAGGAGAUCCGCUGGACGAAGGACGAAACCCUGGUGCACCUCCACCGCUUCGGACAGGAUGAGAACAACCAGCAGGGUGCCAUGUUUCGGGGCCGCACCCAGCUCUUCAAGGACCAGUUCCGCACAGGCAACGUCUCACUGUUGCUGCACAGUGUCAAGCUGUCGGACCGCGGCAGCUACAACUGCUUCGUCGAGGUGGCGCCCGACAACAACCACGAUUCCAAUGUCAGACUGAAUGUUACCAGUGUGGGUGAACCGCCCUCCAUCGACCUGCACCAGUACACGGGAAACGGAAUCAAGCUGGUGUGCGAAACCGAGCAGUGGUUCCCCACUCCCAAGGUGACGUGGAGUGACCCGAGCAAGAGGCCCUUGCCCCAGGAACCCCACACCAUUUUCGAAAUAAACCCGAAGGGUUUCUCCCAGGCGCGCAGCAUCGUCGAGGUGACGGCAGACUCUGGGAACAGCUACACUUGCCAGGUGCAGAACAUGGUCAUCAAUCGGACUCUCACUGCGGAGUUCAACGUGCCAGAUGAAUUCUUUCCCUGGGUAUCCACGUGGGUCACUGGAUUCGUUAUCAUCUUCCUUCUCCUGAUCGCGGUCAUCAUCGGGCUCUACUUCUUCUUUCAGGGUCUCCAGAGGCACAUAGAAGGUCUUGAGAAGCGGCCGACCUCCGCAGAAUUUUACGAACUACAGAGACAACGGGAUUUACUCCAAAAAAAACUGGAUACGCUGCAUGAGGAUCUAGGAAAGAUACGUGUUCUCCCAAAAGUGGCCAUUACAAGAAUCAAAAGAGUUGCCGUUUCUGUGACACUGAACGAUGAGACUGCACACCCGAACCUGAAAGUAUCUCCUGAUCUGACCACUAUGAGCCACGCCACGAAACAGGUGAUUCCUGCUGAAAGCUGCAAGGAGUUUGAGUCCAUGACAGCGGCGUUGGGAAAGGAAGGAUUUAGCUCCGGCAGACACUUUUGGGAGGUGGAAGUGCAAAGCAACUCGGAAUGGGACCUGGGAGUAGCCUUGGACAAGGCAGCGAGACAGGGGGAGAUGCCUUUGAAUCCACACAAUGGAUUUUGGACCAUUGGAUGUCAUGAGAAGGAGUUCAGAGUCAACGACACCACCGGCGCACAGAUCUCCAUCAAACCAUCCGUCCAGGAGAGGAUCCAGAAGAUUGGGAUAUAUGUCAACUACAGUGAGGGAAAAGUGCUGUUCUACGUUACUGAGACAAACUCUCAUCUCCAUACGUUUGAAAAGUGCCUUUUCAAGGGGAUGAUAUUCCCCUUCUUCCACCUCCCAAAGCAGGGAGGGUCUCUGAAGAUUUGUAAAGUUGCUCCUUCAGCAUAAAGAAUUCGUGUCACUUGGGCAUCCCAUGCCAACCCAUCAGAUGCUGUUAUGUCCUGUUUAUGAGAACCAGUAUCUAUGGCCAGCAACAUUCUGGUCUCUCCCACACUCUCCAGUGCCAACGUCAUUAUCUUAUGGUGCAACUGCCUUGUUGACCAACCAAGCCAUCUGCAUCCUUGACUCCAAAUUUUGGGCACUGGCUGGACACCCUGACUUGCUGUGCCUGCCCGCCCGCCCCCAGCAUCUUGUGCCUUCUCUGAUCUCCUUCACUCUGUCUGCCCCAAGAGGCAGGCUCUCAGGUGGCUUCCCAUUUCAAUCCGACUUUCUGUUCCUGUCUUGUACUCCUCCCCUCUCUCACCUCAUCUUAUUCUGUCUUCUUCCCCCUUCCUUUCUGGCCCUGAUGAUGGGUCUUGGUCUGAAAUGUCAGCAGUUUAUGCUCUCCAUAAACCGUGCCUGACCUGCUGAGUUCCUCCCAGAACAUCAGAGUUAGUUACCGUUCUGUUAGUUGGUCACUGCUGGCAGUCAGGGCAGCAGUGAAGAUUCUCCAUCUCUCCCUGUCCUUGGCCGUCCUCUCUAAUGUGCCCCAGGUGUGGUUCACGGUCCUCUCUUCAGCCUGUAUGGUACGGUACCAAGUUGUCCUUGGUCCACCCUUCAGGGGUCAAAUGAAGCUUGACCUCUGACGGUGUUCAGGGCUUCCUUCAUCGUGGCAGUAGCUUUCCUUAGUUUUCACUACUGCCAGUCAUGCAUAUCCUGGGUAGAGACUCAGGAAUACCGUUGCACACUGAUCCAGGAUUCUUCAUUGCUGUUUCCAUCACAAGGAUACAAGGAUACUCCCUACUGCUCAUCUGUACAGUUUCUGUACCAAGCAGUGAUGCAGCGUGUUGGGAUGCUCGCUGCUGCUCAUCUGUAGAAGGAUAUGACUAUAGAUGUGUGAAAACAAACCAGAGACCUGUAGGUUUCCUCCCAGUUUCCUCCCACAUUCCAAAGGCUUCCCUUCCGCCACCAUCAACGCUGCCCUCAACUGCAUCUCUUCCAUUUUGCGCACGUCUGCCCUCGCCCCAUCCUCCUGCCACCCCACCAGGGAUAACGUAACUCCUGUCCUCACCUACCGUCCUCCGCGCCCAGCGCAUUGUUCUCUGUAACUUACACCACCUCCAACGGAAUCCCGCCACCAAGCACCCCUUAAACCCGCUUCUGCUUUGCGCAGGGAUUGUUCCCUACGCGACUCCCUUGUCCACUCGUCCCUCCUCACUGAUCUCCAUCUUGGCACUCACCCUUGCAAGCGGAACAAGUGCUUCACCUGCCUCUACACCUCCUCCCUCACUACCGUCCAGGGCCCUAAACCGUCCUUCUGGGUGAGGUGACGCUUCACCUGUGAGACUAUUGGGUUGAUCUAUUGUAUCCAGUGCUCCCAGUGUGGUCUUUUGUAUAUUGGUGCAACCCGACGUAGAUUGGAAAACUGUCGAGCACCUACCAGAAGAAGCAGGACCUCCCAGUGUCCGCCUAUUUUAAUUCCACUUCCCGUUCCCAUUCCAACAUGUCAUGAUGAGGCCACGCUCAGGUUGGAGGAGCUAGGCAUGAACAUUGAUUUCUCAAAGCCCUCCCCCAUUCCCAUGUCCCUUUCUCACCUUAACUCCUUGCCUGCCCAUCACCUCCCUCUGGCGCUCCUCCCACCUUUUCUUCACCAAUCAACUUCCCAGCUCUUUACUUCACCCCCUUCCCCUCCCGGUUUCAUCUAUCACCUUGUGUUUCUCUCUCUCUAUCUCUCUCUCUCUCUAUCUCUCUAUCUAUUUCUCUCGGUCUCUCUAUCUCUCUCUCUCUCUCUCUCUCUCCACAUUCUUACUCUUGAUUCCUUUUCCCUCUAGUCCUGCUGAAGGGUCUCGGCCUGAAACGUCGACCGUACUCUUUUUUUUCUGUAGAUGCUGCCUGGCCUGCUGAGUUUCUCCAGCGUUUUGUGUGCGUUGUUUGGACAUGCAAAGUCCAGCUCUCUUCAGAUGGAUUGUGCUUUUCGCAAUUUCUAAACUGUGAAAUUACAGCUGUUAUAUUGUGAAUAAACAUAAUACCCAGUUGA